UGAAUAAUUUAAAAGGCUUGCAUCGCGGGGUACAUCAAACUAACGCCUCGGUUAUUGUGAAUCACGCGUGCUUAUCGAAGUGAGGGCUUGAUCGUGUUCCGUCAGGGGGAUGAUGUUCGUUGCACGUGGAGCGUGUCCAGAGUUAACUUCAACCUUUCUUUUUCUAUUUUUAUUCGGAGUUAUUUUCAUUGAAACUAGCAGAGUUCGUUCAAAUAAUUUUCGUUCGUUCAGCGUGUGGUUUUCUAUAUUUCAAGUUUUUAAGAAGGUCAAUGCCGCAGGCAAAUUCAAUGUCUAGAGCGCGACGAAAACUGUAUCUUGGUUAUGCAAUAUUUAGCUGAUUAAUACUCGCAACAAUGAGACUUCUUAAAUAUAUUUCAUCUAUUUUCUUUUUCGACUGCUGAGAAUCUUACGAUAAGUGUUUCUAUACGGAUGUUGAUCCAUUGCAUUAUAAAAAUACGUGCAUUUAUGAGUGAAAAUCGUAAGAUCUGUGCUUUCUUGAAAAAUUAUAGAAAAUAAUUUGCCAACUGUGCCAAAGUUUUUAAUAUUCCGAAUCGAUAAUAGAGAGUUAAACGAUUUGUUUACUAGGUGAUACACUGUAGGCUAUCGCUUAACUUUUUAUACUUAUUUUUUGUUAAAUAUAUCGUGCUAAUGAACUUUUUCAUGAAAUAAUCUCGACCUCGACGGUUCCAUACGUUGUACCAAAAUGAAAAAAUAUUAUUCCGAAAGAAAGGAAUAGUCAGAACAACGAAAGAAAUUCACCGAAACCAAUAAAAUCUACUAUGUUAGGAACAUAUUUAUAGCGCAUGUUUCGUCGUCCUAGUUAUUUCUUUCUUUUGACACGAUAUUAUAUAUAAUCAGAAAAUGAAUCGCAUUCUGUGUAUAAAUCAAAACACGGCGCAUCAAAGCAAAGUUUUCAGGUAAGGAGGCUAACGAAGGCCGGAGGAUGGGGCGCAGGCUGCGAGGGCUGCUGUACUGCCUCCUCUGGUAUGGAAGCAUCAUGUCGGGCUUCCUGUUUAUUGCCUGCCCGCUCCUGCCGCUGCUCCUCGUCAGCCCGCCGACCUUCCGAAAGUGCGGCGAUCUUCUGUUCUCCUGCUGGGAGAUGUAUCCAGCUGUAUUGAUGGAGCUGUUCGGAGUAAAAGUCAUAGUGUCCGGUGAUCACAUUCGACCCGAUGACUCAGCAAUCAUGGUGAUGAACCACAGAACACGAGUCGACUGGAACUUUUUGUGGGGCGCGAUGUACCAGGCUUGCAUGCCGCACGCCGCCGCUCACAAACUCAAGUUCAUACUGAAAGACCCGAUAAGGCACAUACCUGGCCCAGGUUGGAUAAUGCAGAUGAACGGAUUCUUAUACAUAACGCGUCGCUGGGAGGAAGACCAAGGUCGAUUGUCGCGCUCGUUGGACUACCUGGUAGCGCUGCGUCGUCGCAGUCAGCUGCUUAUCUUCCCCGAGGGUACGGAUUUGACCCCGAGCAGCAAGCAGCGUAGCGACCGAUACGCCAACAGCCACCACUUGCCCGAGUACCUCUAUACCUUGCAUCCCAAGACCACAGGCUUCACUUAUCUCGUGAGACAUCUUCAGCAGGUCGAUUAUCUGGAUGCCGUGUACGAUUUGACAAUCGGAUAUCCGGAUCUCGUCCCGCAGUCCGAACUGGAUUUGCUGAAUGGCAAAAUGCCCGACCAAGUGCACUUCCACAUACGACGAAUAGUCCACACGGAAGUUCCGAAAGACGAGGAAGGGCUAAGGAAUUGGCUGGAAGAACGCUGGAGGCAGAAAGAGCAAGUGCUCGAGCAAUUUUACAAGGAUAAAUCUUUCCCCGGAGAGGCAUGGACGAGGUCGAGUCGCAUGCCGCUGAGGAUAGCCUUUGUCUUUUGGACUAUGUUAUCUGGUGCGAUGCUGUUGAUGUUAGUAAUAUCGCCGAUCUUCCAACUGUGGGUGUUCUGUCAUGCUCUACUGUUUGUUGGCAUAUCCCUCUUCAGCACGGGCUUCAAUCAGUUGGAGAUGAGCUGGUACUGGAAGUGGAAAUCCCUCAUUCCGAUGAAAAACAAGCUCAGCUAAAUUGCAAGUUUCCCGAAGAAAAACGCAUACGCGUAACUAGGGCUGAUUUUAAGUACAACAAUCGUAUUUGUAAUGUUUAAAAAUAGCGCGUACGCAGCAAUUGUCUGUCACUGUGAUAUAAUAAUACAAUGUAUAGCGUGUAUACCUACGAUACGAUACCUGACUUAAAUGGAUGAACGAACAUCUGAUAAAUUUCUGGUAGCUUGCGAGUUUGAUCGCUGUCGUAAAUAUAGAGAGUGGAUAGAGGAAAAAUAUUUAAAGUGAAAGUUUUUUGCCUCUACAUACUUGUUUAUAUAAUAUGUAUAUACACAUCAAUUGUUUUUCAAAUUAUAUUGUUCAACGUAUAUCGUCUUUUCAAUGUCAUUCAUUUCAAAGAAAAUAUUUGUUAAAGGAACAUUUGAUGUUUCGAAAAUAUAUUUUUAUAUGAUUAAAUAAUGACAAUUGACAAAGAUUAUAAAAUGUAAAUUUCUUUACAAACAGUAACAUUACUGAAGGGAACAAAAUAAGAUUAUGAAGAUAACUCUUUUCCAGUAAACUACAUUUAUGAUUCAGAAAAAAUACCAAGAUUAUUUUUAAGAAACAUGCAUUUGAAUACCGAAUAUUUAUUUAGGGUAAUACCAGUUUCUAAAAAUAACGGAAUUUUUAUUCUGCAUCGUAACAAUUAUAUAUUCUUUAGAGUUUCAAAAAGAAAUUGUGACAUAAAGCAGAAGAUAUUUAAUUAUUCUUUUAAGAGUAAUUUGCAGACACGUUUAAUUAAUUAUAAAAAAACCGGUUUCUAAAAGAUGGAAUGAAUUUAAAAAGAGAAAAAUAUAUCGUUAAUGAGUGCUACUUAUAGAUUGGACAACGUAUAAUAUUCAAAUAAUAUAUAGUACAACGUUGUGUUGUAAAACAUUGGUAAAGUUUCUAAAUUUUGAAUAUAAAGAACUCUGUUUCCAUCGUAGAUGAAUAAUAUUGAAAUUCCGUCUGUUUUUUAUGCUUCUUCUAAAUACGUGAACUUAUACAUAGAUAGGAAACUUAAAUGUUUCAAGUUUGUCUACAAGACGAAUUUCAAUAUUGUUGAUUUCCGCAAUAAACUUCAUGAACCGUUGAGUACAAAUACUUUAUCAAUAAAUCCAAAAUGACUUUAACGUAUUAAUCUCAUUUCAAAGUAAAAAAAGAUAUCAGUAACUUUGAAUAUUUUAUAAAAAAAAAUAUUUACAACUCUAUAAAAUAUAAAAAUUUCUGUUUAUAAUAAUGAAAGUAUAUUGAUCGGAUAAAUUAUUUUCUAUUAAAAGUAUUGGGGGUAGUCCAGUAAAAAUAAAGUAGCUGUAAAAAGUAGUACCAGGUAUGUUUAACUUUUUAGUGUUGUAAAUUUCACACGUGCUCAUUACAACUAAGUUUUCAAGUAGUAAAGCUAUUCCAAUACUAAAUGGAAAAUUGACAAGACACGUAAACUUUUACCAAUCAGAACAUCAUUGCAAAACUUGAAAUGAACUGCUACUUUAAAACUUUCAAAAAUAUCGUCCUAAUGGAUAUAAGUAUGGCACUGUUUUAAGAUAUUAUAUAUUAUGAAAAAAUAAUAUCAUAAGUAUUAUCAAAAAGUUCAAAACUAAAAGAAAUAUUUCUUACAAAACAUAUAAAAAAUCUAUAUUGAAAUAUACAUAGAUGAUUCGUAAAAGCAGAAUAUAAUUAUAUAUUUUUUAAUUCUUAAAUUGAUACAUCGAGCCCUGAUCCCAUAUUAAAAUGUUAAACCUGAAUUUACAGAAUUAUGAAUGAAUUAAAAUAUAAAUAAUCUUUUAUUUUCUUAGUAGCUGUAGGAAUAAAAUCUUGUACUACAAGACGGUGAAUUCUCGUGCCAAAGACGUGAUUUUAGACGAUGAUUGGUAUUCUACUAUGAAAAAUUGAUUGUACGUACUUGUAAGCCUACGAAAAUCAUUUUAUAAAUAAUCGAAAAUGACGGAGAGCAAAACAAUGAGUAGGCUUUUAUAUAAUAAGAAUUGUUGUUGUCUUUUGUCUGUAAAAAUAAAAAUAAACUAAUGUGAAGAAACCAAUUCAAACCAAAAUAAAUUAUUACAUUACUCAAUGAAAAGUUAUUUUAUCUUAUUUAUUUAGAAUAAGUAUAUUAUACAAAAUUGUAUGAUAUUUAUUGUAAAUUAUGUAUAAUGUACAUACAUAUGCAUGCCAGAUUUUGAAUCUUGAAAUAAAAGAUAUUGUUUACGGUAAUUUGUAACGAGAAAGAAAAGAGAUUAGUAAAAUAAAGAUGUGAAUUAUAUCGUAGUAUUAUAAAACAGUAUUAAAAGAUUAGAUAAAUUAUGUAAAUAUUUAUAAUUAAAAAAAUGUUUAAUAUAAAAUUGAAUAUUAUGUGAAAGAAAACAAGAAACGAAGAAAUCAAAACUACCGUAUGCUCUGUGUAAAAAUCUUUCCUUAUAGUGUAUGUACCAAUGUGAAAUGUAAUUUCAAUUUUUUAGUAAAUAUCAAUUGAAAUGUGUACAUGUCGAAAUCAGGAAAUCAAUCAAUUCAUUAUAGACAUGAA
Molecule: messenger RNA, 4568 nt
Organism: Phymastichus coffea
Lineage: Eukaryota; Metazoa; Arthropoda; Insecta; Hymenoptera; Eulophidae
Product: lysocardiolipin acyltransferase 1-like
Exons: 6
Coding region: 944-2056 (370 amino acids)
Cellular component (GO): endomembrane system
Molecular function (GO): acyltransferase activity
Source: RefSeq, a predicted model, not a curated record